This is a messenger RNA of Podarcis lilfordi (Lilford's wall lizard), 7337 nucleotides long. NCBI's taxonomy places the organism in Eukaryota, Metazoa, Chordata, Lepidosauria, Squamata, Lacertidae. The record is from the annotation of a GenBank genome assembly.
CAGCCACCCUCCCAGCUUUCAAACGCAGCCCAGAUGCACACAGCAGUCCUUUCUACAGAGUAAGUAGCCUGGGAGAAUCUGGAGCCAUGAGUUUCAUCAUCCGCCCUUGUGCUCCAAAAGACCUGAAGGACAUCAUGCGACUGGUGAAGGUGAGGAACGCGAUGAGAAGCACGGAACGGUCAGAGUUGGGGGAGAUCUCUGAGGGUUCGAAGACAGAGGUCCUCUGGUUGGGUCGGGAUGACAUGGGGUUGGGGGGCCAACUCCUAUCUCUUGUUGUUGUUGUUGAGUCGUUUAGUCGUGUCCGCCUCUUCGUGACCCCCUGGACCAGAGCACGCCAGGCACUCCUGUCUUCCACUGCCUCCCUCAUGCUGGUCGCUUCGAGAACACUGUCCCACCAUCUCGUCCUCCGUCGUCCCCUUCUCCUUGUGCCCUCCAUCUUUCCCAACAUCAGGGUCUUUUCCAGGGAGUCUUCUCUUCUCAUGAGGUGGCCAAAGUCUUGGAGCCUCAGCUUCAGGAUCUGUCCUUCCAGUGAGCACUCAGGGCUGAUUUCCUUCAGAAUGGUUUGAUCUUCUUGCAGUCCAUGGGACUCUCAAGAGUCUCCUCCAGCACCAGAAUUCAAAGCAUCCAUUCUGCGGCGAACAGCCUUCUUUACGGUCCAGCUCUCACUUUCAUACAUCACUACUGGGAAAACCAGAGCUAUAACUAUACGGACCUUUGUGGGCAAGAUGAUGUCUCUGCUUUUUAAGAUGCUGUCUAGGUUUGUCAUUGCUUUUCUCCCAAGAAGCAGGCGUCUCUUAAUUUUGUGGCUGCUGUCACCAUCUGCAAUGAUCAUGGAGCCCAAGAAAGUAAAAUCUCCCACUGCCUCCAUUUCUUCCCCUUCUAUUUGCCAGGAGGUGAUGGACCCAGUGGCCAUGAUCUUCGUUUUUUUGAUGUUGAGCUUCAGACCAUAUUUUGCGCUCUCCUCUUUCACCCUCAUUAAAAGGUUCUUUAAUUCCUCCUCACUUUCUGCUAUCAAGGUUGUGUCAUCUGCCUAUCUCUUGCGGGGGCUCAAUUAGUGCCAGCACCUUCUGUCAAGAGCUUAGUUUGCCUACCCAUGGCUUAGGGCCCCACUUUCUUAACGCCCCCCCCCAAAAAAUUAUGAGUCUUUGAAAAUUGUGUUUCUAAAGGAACUUUUGAUAUUGCCAAAUGCCAAUGUGUUUGCAUUAUUAAGUUUGUUACGGAUAAAAAAAAUCAUUUUAAGUUAGAGCUUAAUAAUUAUUUCACUAUUAAUAUACCUCUUAAUUGUAUUUCGCUAUUAAUAUACUUCUUAAUUGCAUUUCAGUUAAACAAUUACUUUGAUAAAAUAUACAUUUUGUUAUGUGCAAAUGGCUUUAGGUCCAUAAAUGACCAUAUAGCAUAUGUUCAAGACAAAAAAACAGUUGUUGACAAAGGACAGCUGGACAUAUAAAGGGCCCCAUUACCUCCAGUAGCUUAGGGCCUCGUCCAACCUAAAUCUGGCCCUGGGCCUGAUCCUGACUGUUCUUCUGUGCACGAUUCACCAUAAGGAUCCCUGGCUGAAAGGGGAAGAAAUGAGUCUCGAGGCGGCUGCAAACCAGAGCUUUUGCUCCCAAUUCUCUCUCUCUCCCUAUAAACAGGAGAUUGCGGGCAUUUACAACGUCCCUUUGGGCUCGCUCAGGACCAACGUCGAAGGUAAAGAAGGGGCUCCGGUGUGCAUAUAGAUUAUAAGGUUACCAGAUUUUCCCCAAUGAAUCUGGGGACACUUUUCAACUUCAACGGCUUUUGUAUGGGGACUGAUUUGUAAAUCUGGGGACUGUCCCUGGGAAACGGGGACGUAUGGUAACCUUAGAUUAGUGGCUCCCUACAGGGGUGGUUUGGGACGUGGGUGGCGCUGUGGUCUAAACCAUGGAGCCUCUUGGGCUUCCUGAUCGGAAGGUGGGCGGUUCGAAUCCCCGCGACGGGGUGAGCUCCCGUUGCUCGGUCCCUGCUCCUGCCAACCUAGCAGUUCGAAAGCGCGUCAAAAGCGCAAGUAGAUAAAAAGGUACCACUCUGGUGGGAAGGUAAACGGUGUUUCCAUGCUCUCUGAUUUCCGUCACAGUGUCCCCUUGUGCCGGAAGUGGUUUAGUCCUGCCGGCCGCAUGGCCCGGAAAGCUGUCUGCGGACAAACGCCAGCUCUGAGCCCAGCUUCGGCUGGGGAGGGCGGGAUAUAAAUAAAAUUUUAUUAUUAUUAUUAUUAUAGCUCCCUUGGCCUGAACGUGAGAUGAGCGCUGCAACCCCAGAGUCGCCUUUGACUGGACCUAACCGUCCGGGGGUCCUUUACCUUUUACCUUUUACAGGGGUGGUUGUGCCCCCGGGGGUGAUACUGGGAUUACCUACAGGGGGCGCUAAGAGGCAGUUUUAUUGUUGAAAGGCCACCUCUCCCGGUCUCCCCCACAGAGGACCUUAAGGUUCAUGAAUAUUCAUAAUUUAGAGGUCCCAGGAAGUCAGAUUAUCCUCCACCAGGGCCAGGGCCUUCUCAGUGGUGGCUCCGACCUGGUGGACUGCUCUGUCCCAGGAGACCAGGGCCCUGCAGGAUUUAAGCUCCUUCCGUCGGGCCUGUAAGACAGAGCUAUUCCGCCUGGCCUUUAAUUUGAAUCCAGCCUGAUCUUUUAUUCCUCUUCCUUCCCUUUUUAUGAAGAUUACCCGCUCUGAGACCCCACAGCUAAUUCUCCCCUGGUCUCCUCGCCAGCCCAAAUAGGACUAACUUAGCCAGCUAGCCCUGGUGAUCAUCUAAUGUUUAUUGGAUGGAUUUCCCCCCUAAAUUGAUUUUUGAAUUCUGAAUUUAUUGCUAUUCACAUUUUAUACUGUAUUUUAUGCUGCUUCUUGUUGCAUCAAUUAAGUGUUUUAAAUUUGUCGUUAGCCGCCCUGAGCCUGGUUUUCUGAACCGGGAAGGGCGGGGUAUAAAUAAAAAUUUAUUAUUAUUAUUUAUUAUUAUUAUUACUGCUCCUCCCUUUCCCGCUUCCUCCCCAGAGUUGAAGAAAGCCGGUUUUGGGGAGCAGACCCAGUACGAGUGCCUUGUAGCCGAAGUCCCCGCCGAAGAGAAAAGCAAGGAAGGUAAUGAGGGGAUGAGCCGGAUCAUGUCCAAUCUUGCGAUGGACAUGAUCCGGCCCGCAGGGAGAAGCUGUUGCUGCUGCGAUUGAGGCGCAAGUGGGUGGUCUGGAAAUGCCAGCAAGGCUGAACUCCUGCGUAACAUUAUUUAUUUUGCUCCACACGCAGGCUACACCCUUAUCGGAUACACCCUCUUCUCGUACACCUAUAACACCUGGAGGGGAAAGAACAUCUACAUGGACAAUCUUUACGUCAUGCCGGAAUUUAGAGGUACGGAUGGGGAGGUAGUGGUCGAAUCCUGUGCUCACGACGGCCAACCUCUUUGGGAAAUCCGCAGGCAGGAUUCGAACGCAAGACCAGCGCUCUCUCGUCCUGUGGUUUCCAGAAAUUUGCAUUCAGAAGCAUUACGAAUAGCCACACGGUAUUUUAGCGGGGCAAAACCUUUUUUGGGGGGCCAGUUUUAGCGGUGAUGGGGGGGCGGUGUUAAAAAUAUGUCUUCGGGUGAGCGGAAUUCAAACCUUCAAUUCUCUUUUGGAUCUGACAACAUGGGUCUCUGUGUUCGACGAAGGAGCACACAAUCUGCUUCCGGAAAACCAGGAGAAUUUUAAUUUUACCUCCUGAAAAUGUCAAGUAAUUCUAAAUCGUAGAAUUGUAGAGUUAGAAGGGACCCAAAGGUCAUCCAGCCCAACCCCUUGCAAUGCAAGAAUCUCAGCUAAAGCAUCCAUGACAGAUGGCCAUCCAGUCUCUGCAAUAAUAAUAAUAAUAAUAAUAAUAAUAAUAAUAAUAAUUUAAUGCUGUAUUGUUUUUAACACUUGAUUGGGAGCUGCUCAGAGUGGCUGGGGAAACUCAGCCAGAUGGGUGGGGUAUAAAUAAUAAAUUAUUAAAAAUUAUUAAAUAAUAAUAAUAAUAAUCAGCAACCACAACCACAACUGCAAGUACUUUAACCUGAAUUUUAACAGGGAGAAAUGUAAAGUAUUGCACUUGGGCAAAAAAAAUGAGAGGCACAAAUACAAGGUGGGUGACACCUGGCUUGAGAGCAGUACAUGUGAAAAGGAUCUAGGAUUCUUGGUUGACCACAAACUUGACAUGAGCCAACAGUGUGACGCGGCAGCUAAAAAAAGCCAAUGCAAUUCUGGGCUGCAUCAAUAGGAGUAUAGCAUCUAGAUCAAGGGAAGUAAUAGUGCCACUGUAUUCUGCUCUGGUCAGACCUCACCUGGAGUACUGUGUCCAGUUCUGGGCACCACAGUUCAAGAAGGACACUGACAAACUGGAACGUGUCCAGAGGAGGGCAACCAAAAUGGUCAAAGGCCUGGAAACGAUGCCUUAUGAGGAACGGCUAAGGGAGCUGGGCAUGUUUAGCCUGGAGAAGAGGAGGUUAAGGGGUGAUAUGAUAGCCAUGUUCCAAUAUAUAAAAGGAUGUCACAUAGAGGAGGGAGAAAGGUUGUUUUCUGCUGCUCCAGAGAAGCGGACACGGAGCAAUGGAUCCAAACUACAAGAAAGAAGAUUCCACCUAAACAUUAGGAAGAACUUCCUGACAGUAAGAGCUGUUUGACAGUGGAAUUUGCUGCCAAGGAGUGUGGUGGAGUCUCCUUCUUUGGAGGUCUUUAAGCAGAGGCUUGACAACCAUAUGUCAGGAGUGCUCUGAUGGUGUUUCCUGCUUGGCAGGGGGUUGGACUCGAUGGCCCUUGUGGUCUCUUCCAACUCUAUGAUUCUAUGAUUCUAUGAUUCAAACUCAUGCUGGUAGCUUCGAGGACACUGUCCCACCAUCUGGUCCUCUGUCCUCCCCUUCUCCUUGUGCCCUCCAUCUUUCCCAACAUCAGGGUCUUUUCCAGGGAGGCUUCUCUUCUCAUGAGGUGGCCAAAGACUUGGAGCCUCAGCUUCAGGAUCUGUCCUUCCAGUGAGCACUCAGGGCUGAUUUCCUUCAGAAUGGAGAGGUUUGAUCUUCUUGCAGUCCAUGGGACUCUCAAGAGUCUCCUUCAGCACCAGAAUUCAAAAGCAUCCAUUCUUCGGCGAUCAGCCUUCUUUAUAGUCCAGCUUUCACUUCCAUACAUCACUACUGGGAAAACCAUAGCUUUUAACUAUACGGACCUUUGUUGGCAAGGUGAUGUCUCUACUUUUUAAGAUGCUGUCUAGAUUUCUCAUUGCUUUUCUCCCAAGAAGCAGGCGUCUUCUAAUUUCGUGGCUGCUGUCACCAUCUGCAGUGAUCAUGGAGCCCAAGAAAGUGUCUUUGUCCAUGGAGUUUUCUUGGCAGGGAUACUGGAGUGGCUUGCUGGUUCCUCCUCCAGGUGGAUCACGUUUGGUCAAAACUCUCCACUAUGACCUGUUCAUGUUGGGUGCCCUGCUCGGCAUAGUUCGUAGCUUCUCUGAGUUAUUCAAGCCCCUUCGCCACAGCAAGGCAGUGAUCCAUGAAGGGGACCCAUGGUUUAAGAGGUUACAAAAUGGCCGGAGCUGAGCAGGUUUGGCCAGAGCUCAGGUGAGAGGCUAUCUGGGGUCCCCUGGCAGUGCCACAAAAUUCUUGCCGCCUUGGGUUGUAUCUUCAGAGAGAAGCAGCGGUAUCAAUGCAGUCACCUCAGGAUGGAUAGAAUCCACCUUUCCCCUGCUCUGUUUAUCAUGGAAUCCUAGAGAUGUCGAGUUGGACUGGGACUACCAGAGGUCAUCCAGACCAACCCGCUUCGCCAUGUCGGACUCGCAGCCUAAGAAUCCCUGGCGGAUGCCCUCUCCGUUCAGAAACCUCCAGCGAGGGGGAAUCUGCCGCCUUCUCACAGAGUUGUGGAAUUGUAGAGUCGGGGACCCUCAGAGGUCAUCCAUCCCAACCCUCUUUUGCCACGUAGGAAUCGCACCCAGAGCACCCUAUCCUAACAGGCUUCCUCUGGUUGUCCUUCCUCACAGGGAGGCGGAUCGGGAAGGCGCUGAUGGAGCAGGCGGGUGAGGUGAGUUGUUUGUUCAGGGAUGCAGGAGAGGAUAUAUUGUCUGGUUAUAGCCUUUCCAACUCGUGUUAACAAGUUCCACAAUUUAGCAGAGUAACAUUCCCCCUUUUAAACUCGCAGUGGAUGCGUUUGCUCAGGCUCGCUAAAGCCUCUAGAAUAACUGUUCUGGUAUUUCCCCCUUAUACCCUCCUAAAUGAUAAGACAUGACGCAGUCAUCUGUAAAAGUAUAAAAAGGUUUACUCACACAUCAUUCUGUUCACAGUCGGAUCCCAGAAGGCAGACUUAGCUUAGAAAAGUAACAUACAUCUCAUAAGGAGACAGUCCCUUUGUCCUCUCUUGGCUGGAAAGUUCCCAUUGCCAAACAUUCGUAUUUAUGGGAUGGCCUCUCCUGGUGUGCCCCACAGAGGACCUUAAGGUCCAUGAAUAAUCAUAGUUUAGAGGUCCUGGGCCCUAAGGAAGUCAGACUAUCCUCCACCAAGGCCAGGGCCUUCUCAGUGAUGGCUCCGACCUGGUGGAAUGCUCUGUCCCAUGAGACCAGGGCCCUGCAGGAUUUAACCUGCUUCCGUUGGGCCUGUAAGACAGAGCUAUUCCGCCUGGCCUUUAAUUUGAAUUCAGCCUGAUCUUUUAUUUCCCUUCCUUCCCUCCCCCUCCCCUUUUAUGAAGAUCACCCACUCUGAGACCCCACAGCUAAUUCUCCCCUGGUCUCCUCGCUGGCCCAAGUAGGACCAAUUCAGCCAGCUAGCCCUUAUGCUUAUUUCCCCUAAAUUGAUUUUUGAAUUUUAUUGUUAUUCAUGUUUUUAUACUGUAUUUUAUGCUGCUUUUAGAAUUAAGUGUUAUACAUUUGUUGUUAGCCGCCCUGAGCCCGGUUUUUGAACCGGGAAGGGCGGAGUAUAAAUAAAUUAUUAUUAUUAUUAUUAUUAUUAUUAUUAUUAUUAUAUUAUUAAUUCCCUCCCCUUCUCCCUGCCACCUCAGGUUGCCCGGCGCCAAGGCCUCAGCCAACUCCGAAUGCAUGUUUCCUCCCAGAAGGCGGACGUCCUGAGCUUCCUCGAGAGGAGGGGAGGCGAAAACCUGACCGACAAGGACGGCUGGCACCUCCUGCGUUUCUCCAACGAGGCCCUGAGGAGGCUGGCAGCUGAGAAGAGAUUCUAGCGGGCUCUGGGUUCGAAUCCUACCCUCCACACCUAGGCUCCCGGACGGGGCAUGUUUUGUGGUUAGAGAGGGGGGGAUGGAUAGCCCGCGAUGCAGGGGCAGCAAAAGCAAGUGCGGAGGAGGCGUUUGGGUAAGAGGAGAAGAGUCACAGAAUCACAGGAGGGACCUCCUGCGGCC